AUGUCAUCCACUCGUAUAUCAAUCACACUCACCUCUCCCUCUAGCGACUUGCACAAACCAGUCAUAUCUGUCCUCGAAAGACAUAGUGGCUCUGAGUACUACGUCUAUGAACGCAAAGAAUGCUGGCAUAUUGGUCUUGAAUCCCACAGAUCACUGAUAAUCGACUCCAGCGGGGAGAACAAAACAAUAUCAGUAGCUGGAGAACCAAGCCACCACUUCCCAGUGACGAAGCCACUACCUGAUAUAGCAAGAGAAUUCCUCCAUGAGUAUUGGGACCACACAUCCAAAGUAUACGGACACAUGAUACCUCGCAUAGAAGUACUCAUCGACUCAGACAAAAUUACACUCACCGGGGAUGACACCAAAGAGGUCCUGGAAUUGUGCGCUCUGCUAAAAGAGACAUGUCGGUGUCACAACACACCAUCCCCCGCUCAUGAUUUUCAACACGUUGACGUACAUGAAAACUCCAGCCAAUACAAAACCCUAGUUCAGAAAGCUCUAUCACAAAUUCAGCAGGACCACUACACCAAGAUAAUUUUAUCUCGACCAGUCAACCUCCAACACCGAGUGAACAUGCCCUCAACCUUGCACUGUGGUCGUCAAUUCAAUACACCCUCUCGCAGCUUCUCCCUCCGCCAUGGCGACUACCAAGCCACCGGAUUCAGCCCCGAACUCGUCAUGUCCCUAGACAAAGGGGUAGUAACCACAGAGCCUCUAGCGGGUACACGCUCCCGCAAAAGCACAGAAGCCGAAAUCCAAAGACUCCGACAUGAACUAGAAAACGACAGGAAAGAGAUAGUCGAGCACGUCAUCUCCGUCAAAGAAGCCGUGCAAGAAAUCAGCCAGCUCUCCGACAAGCCCGUGGUGGAUGACUUCAUGUCAGUACGGGUACGAGGCAGCGUGCAACACCUUGGUUCUCGGGUCUGCGGACGUCUAUCCCCAGAUAAAGAUAUGUGGAAUGCGUUCAAUGUUCUUUUUUCAUCGAUUACUGCGUCGGGUAUUCCGAAACAGGCUGCGAUUGAUGCUAUUUCUCGCCUUGAGUCGCAGCCUAGAGAGCUCUACUCGGGUGCUGUUCUGAUGAUUGAGGAUGAAAAUACCAUGGAAGCUGCACUUGUACUUCGUUCUGUUUUCCAGGAUCGUGAUCGUCAGUGGAUCCAGGCUGGUGCUGGCGUCAUUGCAGAAUCGGACCCUUCCAGAGAGUUGACUGAGACUUGUGAGAAACUUGCGAGUAUUGCGCCUUUUGUUGUGAGGGAGGCGAAGGGAUUGGAGAAUAGGCUUAAUGGGUAUCAUUGA
Molecule: messenger RNA, 1293 nt
Organism: Aspergillus neoniger CBS 115656
Lineage: Eukaryota; Fungi; Ascomycota; Eurotiomycetes; Eurotiales; Aspergillaceae
Product: salicylate synthetase
Exons: 2
Coding region: 1-1293 (430 amino acids)
Biological process (GO): L-tryptophan biosynthetic process
Molecular function (GO): oxo-acid-lyase activity; isochorismate synthase activity
Source: RefSeq, a predicted model, not a curated record